Amoebophrya sp. A120 is the source of this 2379-nucleotide messenger RNA. NCBI's taxonomy places the organism in Eukaryota, Dinophyceae, Syndiniales, Amoebophryaceae. The record is from the annotation of a GenBank genome assembly.
GUUUGAAAAGCUAUGCUAGCUUUAUUUCCAACAAUUACAAUUUCAAUUUCAAGAACACAGAAAAAAGUUUGUACGGGCACAUGUAGCCGGCUUCUUUCAAUGUAGAUCGCUUGAGUAAGUACACGAACACAUCCUAUAGCUAUACGAAAAAAGCUAUUGCUAUUGAAGGCGAAGGGCAAGGGCUUCCAAUUAGAAAAAAAAAGGUGGACGCAGCAUAUACAUAGAAGAACAGAUGAGACAAAUAAAAGGACAAAACUCGACCGUAAGCACUAGGUAGAAGCUAGCAGCAAAGCCAAAGCUAUUGAAAGCUAGAGGCAAGUGAAAAGUUGACCGUCUCAGUUAGAAGUAGAACCACUACAGUGCCAUCGGUCGUUGUUUUCAAGCGUAAAAGUGAUAAAAAUACUGAACGGGGCCAUUACUUUUACCUCUUCCAAUUGUGCCUUUAUUUCUGCAGUCCCUGUACUACCUGGGGGAGGUGUUGCUGCAGCCUGCUUCUAUCGACUUUAAUCUUGCUGUUGCGAUCUUCACAAACUCCACCUUUUGUAACUUCUCGUCGGUUUUACAAGAGCGAUUGAUAUUGACGAAGUCUCUGUGCUUGUUUGAAUUUUAUGUUUAUCCACGAUUUCAGCCACCCGACGAGGGGACCGUUGAAUUUCCGACUCUAAAAUUUUUUACGUCGCAAAAAUAAAAAAUAAUUGCGCACCGCAGUUACUUCGGACGAUACAGCGCGGUGCUUGAUGCAGUCGACUGUGCGUGCAAAAAUGCUACAAUAACUUUUAGCAGUCGAAAUUAUAGAUUCUGGUCCCCGUUCAUCUCGUCGACAAAAUUAAACAAAGAACUUUUUCAAUUGUACCGUUUCUGUUUCACGAUGUAAUGUUUCUCUUUGUACACUACACUUUUGAAAUUAAAAGAAUUGAUUUCGCAAUACACUGUACACCUUUUUGUAAUUCAGUUUCUGUACACCACCAGCAGUCAGUCAGUUACAGUUCAUCUUGAAGCAGUAGACACGACACCGGCAACGAGAUGAAAUUAGGAGCGCAGCUGCAGUGAAAAAUGAUGCGCGACUUUGGAGAAAAAAAACAGAUGAUAUAGCAGGGCGUUUGUGUUUUUCCCAGUGUAUGAUAGGUCGUUUAACACUUUGAUGGUAGCAACCUAUUCUAAAUAAAAUUUUCAACAUUUUGAUAAUGUGUUUGUGUUUCCCUCCCUUUCCGGAACGUAGGGAGGAGGAGGGGUUCGGUUUUUCAUAUGUAUACACUCCCAGUCGACCGCCGCACGAAUGAUCUCGCUCCAGAUGUGUCCAUGCCAGACGCUACUCUUGAGUCCGGCACCGAUAUGCAAGGCGAAAAAACCUGUGUUUAGAGUAACAAGCUACUGUCGUAGUCGUGGAAUGCAAAGCAGAAUCCGUUGUUAUGCGGAAGAAUUUUUGUUUUCAUUUUCUUGCGUAUGAAUGCAGUACGUUGAUAUUUACACUACACGCCGGUUUUUUCUAGGAUUUCCCUCGCGUAUGUUAAGCAGCAGUGCAAUCAUGACGGCGAGGUACUAUAGUUUUGGGAUCUGAUCAUGAUAUGCACAAUUUGGUUUUGGAGAUCUGUCAUGCAAAAAUAACACUAAUGUCAUCAUCAAUGAAACUUCGUGUCGUCAUGCUCACAACACGAGCUCUUGAUUCUCGAGGCACACAAGGUCACCUCCAGCAGUGUCAGAAUUCUGCCAGCGCCCUCAAGCUCCUCUAGUGCCGACGCAAACUCUGUCGGUGUCGUCGCGUCGUCGGAUGUGGAAAUGCCAGAUUCAUCCGUGACGCCCCCUUGCGGAAACGAUUUUUGUGCAGCUCCUGAGGUACUUCUUUCUUGUAUAGAAAUUGCGCGAUUUGCUGGUGAAAGAAAUCAUGCAAUUAUGCUCAAUUGAUUUAUCAUUCCGUCGGCGCGUCACAAUUACUGCCGGCCUUGUCAUGCGUGAACAACUCCAUACAAUCUGCAGGUAAAGCAGCCUCCGGAACCCCUGCUGGGCGACUCUAUGGGCGGCGUCGAUGUGACGGUCACAUUGGAGGUGCAGCCAUCCCUUCCCAUUCCUGAGAGAUUUUUCCUCAUCAUUGGUCUAAAAAUGAUGACGGAGCGCAGCUGCAGUGAAAAAUGAUGCGCGACUUUGGAGAAAGUAAGAGACGGAAGCGCAAGAAGAUGAAAGAGCCGUAAAGCGGCUACGUAAAGUUCUAGUGCCAGAGCUGCAAAGCAUCGUGCCUAGUUGAAGGUGGGAUGCCGAGAUGUUGAGCUAAAAGUACACUGAAAGACACUGCAAAACUGAAGAACGAGCUUGAAUUUAUUUUGUACACCACUUUGUUUUAUCAGAAAAAAUGAAAAAAUCUUCGGGACAUGCUGGCAAUAAGAA